Lactuca virosa is the source of this 585-nucleotide messenger RNA. Lineage: Eukaryota; Viridiplantae; Streptophyta; Magnoliopsida; Asterales; Asteraceae. The record is from the annotation of a GenBank genome assembly.
AUGAGAGGGCAAGAGCCACGUUCAACAUCUUCUUGUGCGGCUUGCAAGUUCAUGAAAAGGAGGUGCACCCCUCAUUGUCUCUUUGCACCUUAUUUUCGAGCCGAUGAGCCCAACAAGUUUGCCAAGGUUCACAAGGUCUUCGGUGCAAGCAAUGUCACCAAAAUCCUAAAUGAGGUCCCUGAACCACAACGACAUGAUGCGGUCAAUUCCUUGGUGUUUGAGGCCGAGGAGCGGCUCAAGGACCCGGUGUAUGGAUGCAUUGGCGCGAUAGCAUCUUUACAGGAUAAGAUGUUCCAGUUGCAACAUGAUCUAGCUGUGGCUAAAGCCCGACUAGCUCGAUGCUCAUCCAAAACAUCUUAUGCUUCUUGCUCGACUACAUCACCAUUCUUGAUGUUGGAUGGUGACUUUGCCAAAAAGGAUAUUCUCAAAAGAAAAGGACUAGAAUUGAAGAAUGAUGAAACCUUGGAGCUUAUUGCUUACAUUAAGAGGAAAAUAGAGAAGAAAAUCGAGCAUAUUGAAGUUCCCACAUCAUGGACAACUACAUCCCACGACAUGGCAUUUGGAAUCUUCUCAAUUAAUGCAUAA